Molecule: messenger RNA, 387 nt
Organism: Saxophila tyrrhenica
Lineage: Eukaryota; Fungi; Ascomycota; Dothideomycetes; Mycosphaerellales; Extremaceae
Gene: ATP14
Product: ATP synthase F0 subcomplex subunit H atp14
Exons: 3
Coding region: 1-387 (128 amino acids)
Biological process (GO): proton motive force-driven ATP synthesis
Molecular function (GO): proton-transporting ATP synthase activity, rotational mechanism
Source: RefSeq, a predicted model, not a curated record
AUGCUCGCCAACUCAUUGAGAGCUUCGCGCCAAUCGCUCGCAAGAGCCGCCCUCCGACCCCAAACCGCCUCCCUCCGCCGGACCCUCAUAACACCCACCACAGUCCGCCAGGCCGAUCUCGUCCAAGACAUGUACCUCCGCGAACUGAAAGCCUACAAACCCACCCCGGCCAAAGCCUCCGACGCCGAAGGCCAAGUCGCCAAAUUCAGCAUGCCGAAAGCGCCCGCUUCGCCCGAGGAAGCGGAUAUCCAGAACGACUUGCAGGCGUACGAGCAGCAGGUGCCCGAGGUAGAGGGACAGGCGCCGACGGGAACGACGGCGAAGGGGGUGGAGCAGGAUUGGUUCGAGGAGCCCGAGGAGGAUGAUGAGGCUGAGGCGCACCAUUAG